Molecule: messenger RNA, 2296 nt
Organism: Symphalangus syndactylus (siamang)
Lineage: Eukaryota; Metazoa; Chordata; Mammalia; Primates; Hylobatidae
Gene: NPY2R
Product: neuropeptide Y receptor Y2
Biological process (GO): G protein-coupled receptor signaling pathway
Cellular component (GO): membrane
Molecular function (GO): neuropeptide Y receptor activity
Source: RefSeq, a predicted model, not a curated record
CACACAUCUUGUUUCCGCGUCUCCGCAAAAACGCGAGGUCCAGGUUGUAGACUCUUGUUCUGGUUGCAGGCCAAGUGGAACUGUACUGAAAAUGGGUCCAAUAGGUGCAGAGGCUGAUGAAAACCAGACAGUGGAAGAAAUGAAGGUGGAACAAUAUGGGCCACAAACAACUCCUAGAGGUGAACUGGUCCCUGACCCUGAGCCAGAGCUUAUAGAUAGUACCAAGCUGAUUGAGGUGCAAGUUGUCCUCAUAUUGGCCUACUGCUCCAUCAUCUUGCUUGGGGUAAUUGGCAACUCCUUGGUGAUCCACGUGGUGAUCAAAUUCAAGAGCAUGCGCACAGUAACCAACUUUUUCAUUGCCAAUCUGGCUGUGGCAGAUCUUUUGGUGAACACUCUGUGUCUACCAUUCACUCUUACCUAUACCUUAAUGGGGGAGUGGAAAAUGGGUCCUGUCCUGUGCCACCUGGUGCCCUAUGCCCAGGGCCUGGCAGUACAAGUAUCCACAAUCACCUUGACAGUAAUUGCCCUGGACCGGCACAGGUGCAUCGUCUACCACCUAGAGAGCAAAAUCUCCAAGCGAAUCAGCUUCCUGAUUAUUGGCUUGGCCUGGGGCAUCAGUGCCCUGCUGGCAAGUCCCCUGGCCAUCUUCCGGGAGUAUUCGCUGAUUGAGAUCAUUCCAGACUUUGAGAUUGUGGCCUGUACUGAAAAGUGGCCUGGCGAGGAGAAGAGCAUCUAUGGCACUGUCUACAGUCUUUCUUCCUUGUUGAUCUUGUAUGUUUUGCCUCUGGGCAUCAUAUCAUUUUCCUACACUCGCAUUUGGAGUAAAUUGAAGAACCAUGUCAGUCCUGGAGCUGCAAAUGACCACUACCAUCAGCGAAGGCAGAAAACCACCAAAAUGCUGGUGUGUGUGGUGGUGGUGUUUGCGGUCAGCUGGCUGCCUCUCCAUGCCUUCCAGCUUGCCGUUGACAUUGACAGCCAGGUCCUGGACCUGAAGGAGUACAAACUCAUCUUCACAGUGUUCCACAUCAUUGCCAUGUGCUCCACUUUUGCCAAUCCCCUUCUCUAUGGCUGGAUGAACAGCAACUAUAGAAAGGCUUUCCUCUCAGCCUUCCGCUGUGAGCAGCGGUUGGAUGCCAUUCACUCUGAGGUGUCCGUGACAUUCAAGGCUAAAAAGAACCUGGAGGUCAGAAAGAACAGUGGCCCCAAUGACUCUUUCACAGAGGCUACCAAUGUCUAAGGAAGCUGUGGUGUGAAAAUGUAUGGAUGAAUUCUGACCAGAGCUAUGAAUCUGGUUGAUGGCGGCUCACAAGUGAAAACUGAUUUCCCAUUUUAAAGAAGAAGAGGAUCUAAAUGGAAGCAUCUGCUGUUUAAUUCCUGGAAAACUGGCUGGGCAGAGCUUGUGUGAAAAUACCUGAAUUCAAAGAUAAGGCAACAAAAUGGUUUACUUAACAGUUGGUUGGGUAGUAGGUUGAAUUAUGAGUAAAGGCAGAGAGAAGUACUUUUGAUUAUUUUCCUGGAGUGAAGAAAACUUGAACAAGAAAUUGGUAUUAUCAGCAUUGCUAAGAGACGGUGGGAAAGUAAGUUGACUUUCAAAUCACAUUAGGACCUAGACUGGGGAGCUGGGCAGUUCACUGCUCCCUGCUUGGCUGAUGAAAACACCACUGAACAGAAAUUUCUCCAGGGAGCCACAGGCUGUCGUUCAUCGCAUUUUGAUUUUUUUGUUCAUUCUCUAGACAAAAUCCAUCAGGGAAUGCUGCAGGAAAAGAUUGCCAACUAUAUGAAUGACUUUGGGGAAAUAAACUGAAAUUUGCUAUAUAAUUAAUAGUUUGGCAGAUGAUAGGGGAACUCCUCAACACUCAGUGAGCCAAUUGUUCUUAAAACCAAUUGCACGUUUAGUGAAAGUUUCUUCAACUCUGAAUCAAAAGCUGAACUUCUCAGAAUUACAGGAAAUGCAAACCAUCAUUUAAUUUCUAAUUUCAAGUUACAUCUGCUUUAUGGAGAUACUAUUUAGAUAACAAGCAUACAACUUGAUACUUUUAUUGUUAUACCUUUUUGAACAUGUAUGAUUUCUGUUAUUAUUCCUAUUGGAGCUAAAUUUGUCUACACUAAAAUUUAAAUCAGACUAGAGAAUAAUUCUUGUGGCAUGUUGUAACAUUUCAAAGUAUUUAUAAGCUAUUUUUGCACAGGUACAUAGUUCUCAUGUAUUAAAAGAACACUGCAGGCCGGGCGCGGUGGCUCACGCUUGUAAUCCCAGCACUUUGGGAGGCCGAGGCAGGCGGAUCACGAGGUCAGGAGA